AUGGGUCUUUUACCCAUCCUCCUCUCGCUACUAGUGCCCGCACUCUUGGCUACCGUCUUUCUCCCCAAGACCCUGCGCUUUGCUGCGGAACUAGUGGGACAACACUUGCGUCGAUCUUCCCGUACACGACGAGAGCUGUUACUCGCCAGGGUAGCCAGCGAGACCAAGACAUUUGAGGCGCAGCAGAAGAACAAGAAGACAGAGGAUGAAGACUGGGAACAAGUUGGAAACACACCUCCUAGUGGUACGGUGAAGCAUGGCCAGGCUGACAGUGAAUGGCAUGGUAUUGUCGGCUUCUUCCACCCUUUCUGCAACGCAGGAGGCGGUGGUGAGCGAGUCCUAUGGGCUGCGAUCCGAGCACACCAAAAGCGUUGGCCAAAGGCUACCUGCAUAGUCUACACCGGUGACCAUGAUGUCGACAAAGCUGCCAUUCUCAAACGUGUCAAAGAUCGUUUCAACAUCCAGCUACACCCGCCGACCGUCCACUUUCUCUACCUCACAACCCGCGACUGGGUACUCGCAAGCACAUGGCCGCGUUUUACACUACUGGGCCAAUCUCUCGGCUCCCUCGUCCUUGCCUACGAUGCCUUCAGCCUCCUUGUACCGGAUAUCUUCAUAGAUACCAUGGGUUACGCCUUCGCUCUUGGCCUGUCGUCCUUCCUCUUCCCAACCGUACCCACCGGUGCAUACGUACACUACCCGACCAUUUCCACAGAUAUGCUCGAUUCGCUACAAGUUGGAGGUCAAGGUAUAAAUGCAGGAACAGGCACAGGAUAUCGGGGUAUGGUGAAGAAAAAGUACUGGCAGCUCUUUGCAAAGCUAUACAGCAAACUCGGUAGUACCAUUGAUGUGGUAAUGACAAACUCCACAUGGACGCAAAGCCACAUCAAAACUCUCUGGGAGCCAUAUCGUAUCAAAAGGAGCAAGUCAAUCGACAUCGACGUCGUCUUUCCGCCUGUAGCUGUUGAAGAAGUCAUAGAAGCCGUCCCAGUCUCCGAGUCCAGCGAGAAGAAUCGUGGCCCUUACCUCCUCUACAUCGCGCAGUUCCGACCGGAAAAGAAUCACAGACUUAUUCUUGAGGCCUUCGCAUCAUUCCUACAUUCCACACCUGAACUUCCAGCAUACCCCAACCAUACCCCGAAGCUCGUCCUGAUUGGCUCAGUACGAAACUCUCACGACGAUGCGAAGCGUGUCUACGAGCUGAGGUUGCUAGCGCAUGAGUUACACAUCAAGGAGAAUGUGGAGUUCAUAUGCGACGCGCCGUGGCCGCAAAUGCUCGAGUGGAUGCGCAAAGCUAGUGUAGGAGUGAACGCCAUGUGGAACGAACAUUUCGGUAUUGGUGUGGUGGAGUAUCAAGCUGCUGGUAUGAUCUCUGUGGUCAACAACUCUGGUGGGCCUAAGCUAGACAUUGUGAUUGAGGUCGAUGGAAAACCCACUGGUUUCCAUGCCACCACUGCAGAGCAAUAUGCCGACGGCUUCCGCAAGGCCCUUACUCUUUCACCCGAAGACACACUCGACAUGCGACAACGGGCUCGAAGGUCAUCUGAGCGUUUUACUGACCAAAUGUUUGUGGACAAGUGGCUGACUAAUGCCGAGAAGCUUGUUGCUCUGCAAAUCAAGCGGGCGUCGAGAUGA
Molecule: messenger RNA, 1635 nt
Organism: Alternaria burnsii
Lineage: Eukaryota; Fungi; Ascomycota; Dothideomycetes; Pleosporales; Pleosporaceae
Product: alpha--mannosyltransferase alg11
Exons: 3
Coding region: 1-1635 (544 amino acids)
Biological process (GO): protein N-linked glycosylation
Cellular component (GO): endoplasmic reticulum membrane
Molecular function (GO): GDP-Man:Man(3)GlcNAc(2)-PP-Dol alpha-1,2-mannosyltransferase activity
Source: RefSeq, a predicted model, not a curated record